GGCGGCACAUCCUAAUGACGCGCGUUGUGUUUUGGUGACUCGUCCUGUGUGUCUGUGUGUGUCUGUGCGCGGCCUCCGGUUCACCGUCACUCUUCUGUCGUUGCUCUGAGAUGAACAAAAACAAGGCCAGCGGCGUGUCAUGGGUGAAGCCAGCGGAGCCGUCCUUCCUGAAGAAGUUUAAAAGUGACGUCGGCUACAAAGAAGGGCCGAGCGUCGACACGAAGCGCCAGGUGAUGCCGACACUGGACGAUGACAGCGGCAGCGAUCGGGAGGACGAGCUGCCUCAGGUCGUGGUGCUCAAAGGAGGAGACCUGAGCGCAGAGGACGUGAAGAAGAUCAAGGACGAGAAGCGCAGCGGAGGUGGCGCAGAGAAAGACGACGAGCCUCCUCCUGAUGGGAAAAUCCUGUUCAAGAAACCAGCCAAGCGUUCCUCCUCAGACAGAUUCCAGGGCAUCACAGCCAGCUCCAGCAAGAAGAAGAAAAACAGCGGAGGAGAGAAGGUGAAGGCGAAGGAGGAAGAUGAAGAGGAGGAGGAGGAGGAGAAGAAGAAGGAGGAGGUGAAGUCUGGGAAGAAAGUGAAAAAUAACAGCCUUCUGUCGUUCGGAGGGGAUGAUGAUGACGAUGAUGAGGAUGAGGAUGAUGAUGAUGAUGAGGACGACGACUAAACGUUAUGGGUGAAAGUCAUUAAGCUCUGUGAAACGGGAAUCAGAGUGACGUUUGAACAUUAAUGGUUAAAUUUUUAGGAGCAGGAGGCAAAUUAACAGACACAGAGUGUGUCUGGAGUUCAUCCACAGUGUGCAGCCUGUCCAUUCUGUAGCUUUUCUUUCUUUUUUAAAGGUGGUGCCACCAUCUCUGCAUGUCUCAGCCCACUGACUACAAAUACUCGGUUUAUUCAUUUUAGUACUGUAAAAAUCAACUUCCACAUUCAGACGGCCCAAAGUUCCAUCAUAGUUGUACAGAAGUGCUGGGAUGACUGGGUCUAAAUCAGAGUGCUGUCUCUUAAAUUUCAGAUGUCUGUGUUGUUGCUUCACCAGCUCACAGAAUGAGUGUUAAUUAACCACAGCUGAGUGAGUCUGUUUUUGUUAAUUAUGUAAAUUAGAAUUUAAACGGCAGCUCUAGUGAUUUGGAAAUUGCACUCUUAAGGUUUCAGUGAAAAAACAAAGCCGUGACACUUUAGAGUGUGAGCAACAGCAUCGCAUUAAUGAGCUCUGUCUGCAGUCACACUCCCUAAAAGACGGUGGCUCAUUUUCAGCAUCGUAAAAUGUGACAAGCAACUUUUAAAUCUGUCACGAGACUCCUGCUGACUCCAGUACAAUACAAUAACUCAUCUUUGCAAAAAAAAAAAAAAAAAA
Larimichthys crocea (large yellow croaker) is the source of this 1352-nucleotide messenger RNA. Its product is annotated as KIAA1143 ortholog. The coding region runs from base 111 to 665 and encodes 184 amino acids. The transcript is spliced from 3 exons. NCBI's taxonomy places the organism in Eukaryota, Metazoa, Chordata, Actinopteri, Sciaenidae. The record is from RefSeq and is a predicted model, not a curated record.